Molecule: messenger RNA, 1865 nt
Organism: Phodopus roborovskii (desert hamster)
Lineage: Eukaryota; Metazoa; Chordata; Mammalia; Rodentia; Cricetidae
Gene: Slc5a5
Product: solute carrier family 5 member 5
Exons: 15
Coding region: 9-1865 (618 amino acids)
Biological process (GO): thyroid hormone generation; sodium ion transport; iodide transmembrane transport
Cellular component (GO): membrane
Molecular function (GO): sodium:iodide symporter activity
Source: RefSeq, a predicted model, not a curated record
CUGUCCCCAUGGAGGGUGCGCAGGCCCCGGCGAGAGCCACCUUCGGCGCCUGGGACUACGGCGUGUUCGCAGCCAUGCUGCUAGUGUCCACGGGCAUCGGGCUGUGGGUCGGCCUGGCCCGCGGCGGCCAGCGCAGCGCCGACGACUUCUUCACCGGGGGCCGGCAGCUGGCAGCAGUGCCGGUGGGCCUGUCGCUGGCCGCCAGCUUCAUGUCUGCAGUGCAGGUGCUCGGGGUCCCCGCCGAGGCGGCGCGCUACGGCAUCAAGUUCCUGUGGAUGUGCGCGGGGCAGCUGCUCAACUCGCUGCUCACUGCCAUGCUCUUCUUGCCGGUUUUCUACCGCUUAGGCCUCACCAGUACCUACCAGUACCUAGAGCUUCGCUUCAGCCGAGCGGUGCGGCUCUGCGGGACGUUGCAGUACCUGGUGGCCACGAUGCUGUACACAGGCAUCGUGAUCUACGCGCCCGCGCUCAUCCUGAACCAAGUGACCGGGUUGGACAUCUGGGCAUCGCUCCUGUCCACGGGAGUCAUCUGCACCUUGUACACGACGGUGGGUGGUAUGAAGGCUGUGGUCUGGACAGAUGUGUUCCAGGUUGUGGUGAUGCUCAGCGGCUUCUGGGUGAUCCUGGCCCGCGGCACCAUGCUCAUGGGGGGCCCCUGGAACGUGCUUAGUCUUGCUCGAAACCAUUCCCGGAUCAACUUGAUGGAUUUUGACCCUGAUCCUCGAAGCCGCUACACCUUCUGGACUUUCAUGGUGGGAGGCACACUGGUGUGGCUCUCCAUGUAUGGUGUGAACCAAGCCCAGGUACAGCGCUACGUGGCCUGCCGCACCGAGAGGAAGGCCAAGCUGGCCCUGCUUGUCAACCAGCUGGGCCUCUUUCUGAUCGUGAUCAGUGCCGCUUGCUGUGGCAUCGUCAUGUUCGUCUUCUACAGAGACUGUGACCCCCUCCUCACCAAGCGCAUCUCAGCACCAGACCAGUACAUGCCACUGCUCGUGUUGGACAUUUUUGAGGACUUGCCUGGAGUCCCUGGACUCUUCCUGGCCUGUGCCUACAGCGGCACCCUCAGUACUGCAUCCACCAGUAUCAAUGCCAUGGCAGCCGUCACUGUGGAAGAUCUCAUCAAGCCACGGAUGCCUAGCCUGGCACCUCGGAAGCUCGUUCUCAUCUCUAAAGGGUUGUCCCUCAUCUACGGCUCAGCCUGCCUCACGGUGGCUGCUCUGUCCUCGAUGCUGGGAGGUGGUGUCCUCCAGGGCUCCUUCACGGUGAUGGGCGUCAUCAGUGGACCUCUGCUAGGUGCCUUCACUCUAGGGAUGCUGCUCCCAGCCUGCAACACGCCCGGCGUCCUGUCUGGAUUGGCUGCAGGCUUGACUGUAUCCCUGUGGGUAGCCGUGGGGGCCACACUGUAUCCACCCGGAGAGCAAAUCAUGGGGGUUCUGCCCACCUCAGCAGCCAGCUGCACCAACGCCUCGGUCCUCAUGGGCCCACCCAGAGCUGCCAACGCCUCCAGUGGGGUUCCCAGCUCUGGGACGGAAGCAGGCCGCCCCGCCCUCUCGGACAACUUCUAUGCCAUCUCCUAUCUCUACUACGGGGCUCUGGGCACCCUGACCACCAUGCUGUGUGGUGUCCUUAUCAGCUAUCUAACAGGCCCCACCAAGCGCAGCUCCCUGGGCCCCGGACUGCUGUGGUGGGAUCUUGCUCGGCAGACCGCAUCCAUGGCCCCAAAGGAGGACACUGCCACCUUGGAGGACAGCCUAGUGAAGGGUCCGGAAGACAUCCCUGCGGCGAGCAAAAAGCCCCCUGGCUUCCUGCCAGGAGACGAAGCCCACCCGCUGUCCCCCAGCCACGAUCUUGAGACCAACCUCUGA